AUUUAAGUGUAGAUAAUUUAGAUUCAGAUUCUUUAAAACCAGUAUAUAAUUUAAUUGAACUGGAAUUAGAAGAAUAUAAAGACAAUAAAUUAGUUCUUGACACAGUUCAUGAUCUAAUACAAUUUUUUAAAGAACAAUCAAAUUGUGCAUACUAUCAGAUACCUAAACAAUGA
Dentiscutata erythropus is the source of this 173-nucleotide messenger RNA. NCBI's taxonomy places the organism in Eukaryota, Fungi, Glomeromycota, Glomeromycetes, Diversisporales, Gigasporaceae. The record is from the annotation of a GenBank genome assembly.